This is a messenger RNA of Nerophis ophidion (straightnose pipefish), 1247 nucleotides long. It is a transcript of the gene xrcc2, whose product is annotated as X-ray repair complementing defective repair in Chinese hamster cells 2. The record is from RefSeq and is a predicted model, not a curated record. Lineage: Eukaryota; Metazoa; Chordata; Actinopteri; Syngnathiformes; Syngnathidae. Gene Ontology annotation, molecular function: ATP binding; ATP-dependent DNA damage sensor activity; four-way junction DNA binding. Gene Ontology annotation, cellular component: Rad51B-Rad51C-Rad51D-XRCC2 complex; centrosome; replication fork. The transcript is spliced from 6 exons. Bases 160 to 1020 code for a protein of 286 amino acids. Gene Ontology annotation, biological process: double-strand break repair via homologous recombination; DNA strand invasion.
CGGUAAAGUCCAAUUAGGAGCAAAAUCAGUUGGGACAUGUUUGUAUAUUAGCCAAUGUUUGAAUGAAAAAUCAAACAAAUGCAUUUUUUUGCGGCAACAGCGGCAGCCUGACUUGUCGGAAAGAGAAGAAGAAAAACCCGGAAGUGACGCUAUGUUAACAUGACUGAAAGUGGCGCGCAGCUGUUUGCGCGCCUGGAUGCUCGUCGCAGUGUGCGCGACAUCGAACCUCGACUGUUCCCUGACGACGGAGGUCCCCUGACAGGUGAGGUGGUGGAGCUCUUUGGGUCGGAGGGAACAGGUAAGACGGAGCUUCUAUACCACUUCCUGUGUCGAGGCGUAUUGCCUUCAGCGGCCGGCGGUCUGGAGGUAGAAGUUGCCUUUGUGGACACCGAUUACACUUUGGACAUGUUACGAGUGGUCAGCAUCCUGGACAGCAGACUUGGCGCUGUUUAUUCCUCGGGCUCACCGUCUUCGUCACAUGACGCCAUGGUGCGUUCAUGUCUGUCCCGCCUGCUGGUGAUGCACUGCUCCUCAUCCUCCCAGCUCCUCCUCACCCUCCACUCCUUGGAGACGUGGUUGGCGUCACGGGCGGGCCUGGCGCUUCUUCUCAUCGACAGCAUGUCUGCUUUCUAUUGGCUGGACCGCUGUGAGGGCGGAGCCAGCGUCGCCAAGCAGGAGGAGAAACUGUGCAGGUGUACACAGCUGCUGGCUCGUCUGCUCAGGGAUUACAGAAUCAGCCUGAUGGCUUCAUGCCAUGCCAAUAGGAGGCGCUGCAGUGGAGCCUCCUCCUCAGAACUUGAGUGGCACUACCUGUGUCGCCCUUGGCAACGCCUAGUAACCCACCGCAUGCUGUGCUCCAGACAGGAAGCUGCUCCAGAGGGUGGCAAGGAGCACAAGAAAAGUCAGCUGUUCACCGUGCAUUGCACCUCAUCCCGCUCCUCCUCGUCUUCUGCCACCAAGGCAAAGUCAUUCAGGACUUCCUCCUUCCGCGUGACGGACGGAGGUGUGGAUUUUAUUUGACACUCAUCUUCUGCACUUUCAUAUGUCCUGCACUUAAGGAGCUUCUGAAUGUGGAGACUUCAGAACCUCCUCUGACGUUAUGUAAACAAGCAGGAGGAUAUUUGUUAGAUUGUUUCGAUCGUUGUUUCACUCUGUCACUUCUGUUUCAGCAUGUCAAGUUGAACAAUUUUUGUUUGCUUUUUGUUAAAUUCUUUGGUAAAAGAAGAUCAAAGUUUGAGAUCAUUUUA